CUGCGGAAUCCACAGAGAGGCGAAAGUUUCUGCAGCGGGAAGGUUUUUACAGCUGAUGGAGGAUUUAAUGACGCGUUUCAGCCAUUUCCCUCCACUGUGACCCAGCUGCUGCUCCUCCAGAGGAACUGGUGUCAAACUGGUAUCAAACUGGUCUGCAGACUGGGAAAGCUGGACCCAGAACUGCCUGGAAAAGUUUUCCGAGCUCGCGCUGAUUGUACAUCCUGUGAGACACUUAUGAUGAUGUCACUGACACCCGUAUGACCAAAUAAGGAAAGGGACACAUGAAACUCGGCUUUGAUGCGGACCGUCUUCAGACCGGUGAGCAGCGUUUCAAAUUGGACCGACUGGUUCCGACCCACCGCCCGCCUCCAGCCCGCGGCUUCAGCUCCUUUCUGGGGCCACAGAGCGAACGGCUCCGCCCUGAGAAGCUGCUCCGGUUCUAACCGGAACCAGAACCCAGGCAGCCGGACCCCGGAGGACCCGGAGGACUGAGGGGCCCCGGAGGGACCCGGUUCCUGAAAGUUGGGCAGAAAAACAUGAGCUGCAAAACGGAGCGAUAAAAGCGGCGGUGUUCGUGUCUGUUCGGCUUCACUUCGGCUUUCUAGGUGGGACCCGGAGACCCGGACCCGGAACACUCCCCAGAACUCGGAACCAGGAUCCCAGCUGAGAAAUGAGCGGAGAAGAGGAGAGACUGAAGCUGGUGGUGGUGGGAGGAGGAGGGGUGGGGAAGAGCGCGCUGACCAUCCAGUUCAUCCAGUCCUACUUUGUGUCAGACUACGACCCCACCAUUGAAGACUCCUACACCAAGGUCUGCACCGUGGACGGGAAGGAGACCCGGCUGGACAGUAAGGAAGCACCACAUCACACAGCAGGUUCUGGGUCUGAGGCGUCCCUGCUCCUCGUUUGGACUCAAAGCAGGAGGGGCUUUUUGUUUGUCUUCGCUGUGAAUCCAGCUGCCUGUUUUCAUGAGGUCCAGAAGUUCCACACCCAGAUCCUGAGAGUGAAGGACCGAGAUGACUUCCCCAUGGUGCUGGUUGGAAACAAAGCGGACUUGGAGCAGCAGAGAGUGAUCUCCAGGGAGGACGCUCAGGCGUUUGCCAGAGAAAACAGGAUCCACUACAUGGAGGCUUCUGCUAAGAAUCGCUACAACGUGGAUGAAGCUUUCAUGGAGCUGGUGCAGAUCAUCAGACGCUUCCACGAGAUGGAGAGUCCUCCUCCUCCAACCAACCAACAAGGGAAACCUGGCGGCCGUGGCUGUCCCUGUGUCAUCCUGUAGGCGCCGUUACCAUGGAAACCAAGCUCUCAUCCUGCUUGUGCAUUGAAGGGUGUGGGUGUUUGUGUCAGAAGGAGUGACAGCCAGGGGUACCAACAAGCCUUCCAGAACAUUUUCCGUAGCUUUCCUUCAUUUAGCCUCGCUGUUAUUCUGAGGGGAGACUGAUAGCAGCCUCCCUUCAUCAGAGCUCCACCAAUCUGACGGACCGCUAUGCUGAAGCUCAUGAACAAUUCAUCCCCAGAUUCUGGAUGUGCAGAAAUGAUGAAUGAGUCAGAGCAUUUAUCAGGCUGCUGUCAUGUGGCUGAUCUUUUUCUUCCAGAAGGGGGCAGCAGUGGGCAGCUCCAGUUUGUGCUUUCUUAUAGAUAGAUAGAUGUAUUUCAAUCAUCCCAAAGGGAAACUCUGCACUGAGCAACUGAAGGCAGCCUGUUCCUUCAGCCGCCAGCUUCCAUCUUAAGCUGUGCCUGGGGUCUGUGGGUUAUCUCAGCGGGGGCUUUGGUGAUGCACCUGCGUCUCGUUCGGUACAAUGCUUUGGUGAAAAAAGGUUAAACUUCAGCUGGAAGCAGCAGGAGUCUUUCUUUAAUUGUUCUUUUUAAGGCACCUUUAGACUCUAGGAGCUUCCUCUAUUUCUGCAUCGUCUCUGCCAGAAAAAAGGCAGAGCAACAGGUAGUAGGCUACUAACCCCAGAUGGGGAGUAUUUUAGAGUCUAGCCUGAACCUUUAGGCUGAAGUGGAAGGAAGGAUUCCUUGGACCUUGUGUUAAAAAAAACACAUUAUCCCCUUGAUGUUGCAGCCAUUCCGCAGUUGCCAAUAUUUUCUGUUAGCUUGAAUAAGUUU
Cyprinodon variegatus (sheepshead minnow) is the source of this 2106-nucleotide messenger RNA. It is a transcript of the gene rras, whose product is annotated as ras-related protein R-Ras-like. Gene Ontology annotation, cellular component: plasma membrane. Gene Ontology annotation, molecular function: GTPase activity; GTP binding; GDP binding. Gene Ontology annotation, biological process: signal transduction. NCBI's taxonomy places the organism in Eukaryota, Metazoa, Chordata, Actinopteri, Cyprinodontiformes, Cyprinodontidae. The record is from RefSeq and is a predicted model, not a curated record. Bases 671 to 1276 code for a protein of 201 amino acids. The transcript is spliced from 7 exons.